Messenger RNA from Mesitornis unicolor (brown roatelo), 749 nucleotides. RefSeq names its product intraflagellar transport 74 (gene IFT74). Gene Ontology annotation, biological process: cilium assembly; intraciliary transport involved in cilium assembly. The transcript is spliced from 9 exons. The annotation marks the transcript as partial. Lineage: Eukaryota; Metazoa; Chordata; Aves; Mesitornithiformes; Mesitornithidae. Gene Ontology annotation, molecular function: beta-tubulin binding. Gene Ontology annotation, cellular component: intraciliary transport particle B; cilium; centrosome. The record is from RefSeq and is a predicted model, not a curated record.
AGGCAAAACAAAUGAACUCACAACAGAAGUCAACAAGUUGCAGGAAGAAAUAGAAAUGUACAAGCAAGAUAAAUCUGUCUAUUUGUCAUAUGAAAAAAGGGCAGAGGCUUUAGCAGGUGAAAUCAAAGAAUUUCAAGGUCAGCUAGCAGACUACAACAUGGUUGUGGAUAUACUUAACACUAAUACAGACAUGACAGAAGUGAUUCGAGAUUACAAUAUGUUAAAGGUUCAAAAUGACCGAGAUGCUCAGAGUGUGGAUAAAAUCUUCACAGAAAGACAAACCAUAGAAAAGUCAAUUCAAGCUGUAGAAGAAGAUAUCGAACGUGAAAAGGUGGUAGCAGAUGACAUAAUAAAAGACAUGUCUCAGGAAAAUCAAGUUAAAUAUAUGGAGAUGAAGGCUGCAAAUGAAAAACUGUCCCAGGAAUUGAUUGUUCAACAGCAGGAGUUGGACACACUAAAUGUAAAGGAGGAGGCUCUAAGAGCUGAAAUAGCACACUCCCCAGUGAAACAGGAGGCUGUGCAGCUCUAUGAAAAGCUCCAUGAACUUGAGGAACGUCGAGAUCAAAUGAUUGCUGAGGAUAAGAACAUGGAAUCUCCGCAGGAGGAAAGAGAGAGAUUACUAAAGCAGGUUAAGGAUGAUAGUCAAGAAAUUGCAAGCAUGGAAAGACAGCUGACAGAAGUAAAAGAAAAAACAAACCAUUUUAAAAAGGUCAUUCAACGACUCAAUAUGGAUCUGGAAAAUCAUCAAG